Molecule: messenger RNA, 2364 nt
Organism: Nannospalax galili (Upper Galilee mountains blind mole rat)
Lineage: Eukaryota; Metazoa; Chordata; Mammalia; Rodentia; Spalacidae
Gene: M6pr
Product: mannose-6-phosphate receptor, cation dependent
Exons: 7
Coding region: 229-1065 (278 amino acids)
Biological process (GO): protein targeting to lysosome
Cellular component (GO): endosome; trans-Golgi network; Golgi apparatus
Molecular function (GO): protein domain specific binding
Source: RefSeq, a predicted model, not a curated record
CGGUCACAGGCCUCGGGGUCUAGUGGGAGGAGCAGGUGCCGGGAGUCUUCGGCGCUUCCUGUUUCCGGUGUCUGGAGAGGGGCGCAGCGCAGCGCCUGGGGGGACACUGGCCGCUGCCGGGCGCUGUGGGGCCGGUGUCUGCCCACCGCUCGCUGGCCCCUCGCUGGCCGCGUCUCCCGACCUCGGGAACAUAUCCACCCUGGGCUUCUGAGCUUUGCCGGUGACACGAUGUUCCCCUCCCCCAGCUGCUGGAGGACUGGGUUGUUCCUGUUGCUGCUCCUGGCUGUAGCAGUGAGAGAAUCCUGGCAGACAGAAGAAAAAACCUGUGACCUGGUAGGAGAAAAGGAAAUGGAGUCCAAGAAAGAGGUGGCUCUGCUACAGAGAUUAGAACCACUGUUCAACAAAAGUUUUGAGAGUACCGUGGGCCAGGGCUCAGAGACAUAUAUCUACAUAUUCAGAGUAUGCCGGGAAGCUGGCAACCACACCUCUGGGGCAGGCCUGGUGCAAAUCAACAAAAGUAAUGGGAAGGAGACUGUGGUAGGGAGACUCAAUGAGACUCAUAUCUUCAAUGGAAGUAAUUGGAUCAUGCUGAUUUAUAAAGGGGGUGAUGAAUAUGACAACCACUGUGGCAAAGAACAGCGUCGUGCAGUGGUGAUGAUCUCCUGCAAUCGACACACCCUAGCGGACAAUUUUAACCCAGUGUCUGAGGAGCGAGGCAAAGUCCAAGAUUGUUUCUACCUCUUUGAGAUGGAUAGCAGCCUAGCCUGCUCGCCAGAGGUCUCCCACCUCAGUGUGGGGUCUGUCUUACUUGUUACAUUUGCAUCUCUAGUUGCUGUCUAUAUCAUUGGAGGUUUCUUAUACCAGCGGCUGGUGGUAGGAGCCAAGGGAAUGGAGCAGUUCCCUCAUUUGGCCUUCUGGCAGGAUCUUGGCAACCUGGUAGCAGACGGUUGUGACUUUGUGUGCCGCUCAAAACCCCGAAAUGUGCCUGCUGCGUAUCGUGGCGUGGGGGAUGACCAGCUGGGGGAGGAGUCAGAAGAAAGGGAUGAUCAUUUACUACCAAUGUGAUUGUGCUUUAAAUAUCCAGCCACUUCUUCAGUCCCCAAACCAAAGCACCCGCAGCCAGAUUUCUCAAGCCAUCUCCACUCGUCUCCUCUAGCCCUUCACAUUGUUCUUUUGCUUUUGACUUGCAUCCUCUAAAACUGCCUUCCCUUUGAUCCCUGUUUCCUCUGCAGAAGUACAUUUCUAAGGUAGAGGUGAUGGGGCCAGUGAAGGCAGAGGCUACUGGACUGUCUAUUGUUGACAGAAAGUACAAGUAGGCCAGGUAAAGUGGGCAGAAAGCUCACCAGCCCUAUCUUGUCUAAACAUUUUCACAAGUUUUUGAGACACUGGAUUUCUUAAUUAAAAAAAGCAAAUAUUAUUUAUACAUUUGGUUGCUUUCAUGUUGUUACUGUCCCCUAGUCUCCAUGAGAAUCUGGGUGUAACUUCUUGCUGCUUAACUUCAGUGAUCACCUGGCUGUAACCCAAGUAUCCAUUUGGUCUGAGCCUGGAGAUAAUUGCUUGCUUCUCCCAUGUCUGGAAAUAAGGCAGGAAAAACUGUGAAGGAUUAUAAGGAACCAUCACAUUGUUUGUAGGUCUCUGGAUGACUUUAUAGCUGGAAUUGGUCCUGGACUGUGGGUUAAGUUCAUACAUAGUCCAAAUGCCUAAUCAAGCAGUCCAGGCAAUUGGAAAGAAAAGUUGAAGCAGACCUAUGUUGUAGAAGUUCCAGAACAGAUAUGGUCACCUCACGGUGGGAUAGCCUUGACUUUCUUCUGUUUAUUGCAAAGCUGUUCUUACUCUUCCUCUAUCAGUACUUCUAAGCAUAUGUUGCACUUUUUCACAGGCCUGAAGUUUGGCUUUAUAUUGUUUUCUCCCAAUCUUCUGGAAAGGGAAUGGAAGCAGAAGUGGAUAUGGAGGGCUCUGCAGUCUGCUGCUCUGGGCGGGGAGUGCUGCACCUGUACCUUCUGCUGGCUCAGGGAAGUGUCUUAGCCACGUGUCUAUGGAGAAAGGUCUCUGAUCCUCUCCGACUUCUGUCUUUUCUGUGUAGGCCAUGUGCCCAGAAUUCCCAGGCUCAACUCUGUCACAGUGAGCUCCUGGGCCACUAAAUAACAUGGCACCACUGAACACAAGAGAGAUGGAAUAGGCAGGGGGCUGUUUGUUACCUUUAGAGAAGAAAAAUUAUGUCAUUUUUUUAACUUUAGGGUGGUAAUGGGUUUUUUCUUUCUACACAGAAAAAAUGUUACUAAAAAAUGGCAUCUCGUUUGUUUUUGUUUGCAUUCCUCCCCCAUGUUUUAAAUGAAAGGAAAUAAUACACUUUUUGUACAAAAA